CCAAUCAAAUCGGAGAGCUUUGCUUCGCCUCGCCGGUCCAUAAAUACCCCUAACUGGCCGCGGCCGGCUCAAAGAAGGAAUCCAUGGUUCCGAUUGCCCCUCCGCCGGCGGCGCCCAUCGGGGGGCAGUGGGAGGAGGGCACGGGCGAGAGCUCCUCGCCGCCCAGGUCCUCCGCCGCCCACGAGGAGCUGCGGCGCAAGAUAUACGAGCGCCUGGUGCAGGCCGGCAAGCAGGGGGACUCUGAUGACGCCUCGUUCCGGGAAAUGCUCUACGCCCACUUCGACAAGCUGCCACACAGGUACCUGACGGACCUGGGUGAAAGCAAGGCCGAGGAUGUGCUGCUCCACCGGGAGGUCCUCCAAGAGUGCGCUCGCAACGGCAACCAGCCCGUCUUCCGAGCUCGCUUCCUCAAGUACAUGGCAGUUCAACCGGAACGGGUGGAGACCAGUCCCGACUCUGAUACAUAUCAAAGGUUAUUGGAAGACCUCACUUUGGAGAGGAUACAUGGCGCCGACACCAUGGGCUCUCUUUCUUCGCCAUCAAGGGAUUCAGAACCUGCCCUUCUUCAUGAGAUCAUCUUCUCUUCCCAGGACAAGCCCAAGCUCCUUGGCCGGCUAACUUCGUUGCUAUCUGAAGUUGGACUAAAUAUUCAAGAAGCUCAUGUUUACUCCACAACUGAUAGCUUUUGUUUGGAUGUUUUCGUUGUUGAUGGGUGGAAGACAGAGGAGACAGAGGCGUUGAUUGUGACAAUUGAGGACACAUUAAUGCAAAAAAAUGGAGCACCACCUAACUCAGCAAAUUCUUCAUCCUCGGAGAAAAUACUUGAGCUGCGGCAACAGCUUCUGGAUUGUGAAAUCGACUGGAACACGCUAGCAGUGGGGGAAAAGAUCACAUCUGGGUCUUCUGCAGACUUAUAUAGAGGAACAUAUAAUGGUUUGGAUGUUUGCAUAAAGAUACUCAGGAGCGUACAUCUCAACAGUCCUUCAGAAGUUGAGUUCUUGCAGCAAGCGCUCAUGCUAAGGAGAGUUAAGCACGAAAACAUCCUUACAUUUUAUGGGACAUGCACAAGGCAUAAGAAGUAUUUAGGCACUAUAACAGAAUACAUGCCUGGAGGGGAUUUAUAUGGAUUUAUACAUGAGCAAAAUGAUGUUUUAGACCUCUUUCUGAUUCUAAGGAUUGCUAUCAGCAUCUCAAAAGGAAUGGAAUAUCUGCACCAGCAUAACAUAAUCCAUAGAGAUCUGAAGACUGCAAACAUUCUCAUGGGCGACAAUCAUGUUGUGAAGAUUGCAGACUUUGGUGUGGCUCGACUUGGUAGUCAGGAGGGACAAAUGACGGCUGAAACUGGAACUUACAGGUGGAUGGCACCCGAGAUUAUUAACCAUAAGCCUUAUGAUCACAAAGCGGAUGUAUUCAGCUUUGCUAUUAUUCUGUGGGAGUUGAUUACAUUAAAGGUCCCUUAUGAUAACAUGACACCCUUGCAAGCUGCAUUGGGAGUGAGGCAGGGGUUGCGCUUGGAGAUCCCGGCAAGUGUGCACCCGGGAUUGUCUAAACUGACCGAACAGUGCUGGGAUGAAGAUCCUGAUAUAAGACCUGUUUUCACGGAGAUCAUUAUACAACUUGAGGACAUCUUACAGCAGAUUCAGGUGCCCAAGGGAGGCCAUCGACGUUCUAGAGCAAAAAUGCAAAAGAAAUCACCACGAUAGAAGAAAGAAAAGAAAAGAAAAGAAACCGAAUUUAUAAAUUGCUAAAAGAGCGAUAAAGCACCGACAACCAUGCCAAAGGUUUCAACUCCCCUAUACGGCAUGAUCGGUUUAGCAGGGCUCUGCAAGGAUCAAAGGGGUUUAACUGGGCUAAAUCCCUAGAGAUACCUGGGUUUAACUGGAUCAAAGAGGUUUCCAUCCUUGCACUAUGGUGGCAUCAGAAAGCUGAAACUAGAAAGAUCACCUGGUAGCUUUGUGCAGUCUCUCCAAUUCCAACAGGACGCCGACAUGCCGUUGUGUGAUAGGGUUAGAAUGUCCUCUCAUUCCUUUCUGUACGUGUGUGUAGCAGCGUUUGUAACAGUUUCUCGCAGCUUGUAGUUCCUUUUUUUCCAUUUGAAGAGGUAGUUCCUUUUUCCA
This is a messenger RNA of Hordeum vulgare subsp. vulgare (domesticated barley), 2117 nucleotides long. RefSeq names its product serine/threonine-protein kinase STY46-like. Gene Ontology annotation, molecular function: ATP binding; protein kinase activity. The transcript is spliced from 14 exons. Gene Ontology annotation, biological process: protein phosphorylation. NCBI's taxonomy places the organism in Eukaryota, Viridiplantae, Streptophyta, Magnoliopsida, Poales, Poaceae. The record is from RefSeq and is a predicted model, not a curated record. Bases 84 to 1703 code for a protein of 539 amino acids.